AAUCCGCCAAAAUGUACCGCUACUUGUUAAACAUUUCAUACAUUGGCACAAGUUUCCGUGGUAUACAGAAAACGAUAAAUAAAGCAGCAGAAUCGCAAGUGGAUACAAAAACUAUACAAGGCUGCAUUGAGUUGGCUUGUCGAGCGUUGCAUCCCAAAAACGAAAUCCAAACGGUGCUUUCAAGUCGCACUGACGCUGGUGUGCAUGCAUUACAUUCAACGCUUCACAUUGACUUAGAACGUCAUAAUUCGGAUCGCUAUGAACCUGCCAAUAUCACCAGCAUUUUGAAUUGCAUGCUUCAUAAAAAUGCGUUGCCAAUACGUGUAUUGAGUACCCAACAAGUUCCGAACACUUUCCACAGUCGCUAUCAUGCACGAGGACGCACAUACUUAUACCGAUUUGCUGUGGCCAAAAAUGGUAUUACUGAUACCGAUCGCCUGAAGAAUCAAAACUUUAAAGCUUUUAUACCGGUGGAGGAAAUAGACCGUUGCCUUUUUCUACAAAACGGUAGAUUUGAGAUUGAACGGCUGCGCGAGGCAACACGAAUGUUUCUCGGUUUACACGAUUUUCGCACUUUUUCGAGCGUCAGUCGACAACACAGCCCUACGCGCGAUCAUCCUAGAUACACAGUACGCACCAUCGAUGAAAUAACAUUAAAACCUGGAAAGUCUGCUGCGAUCGGCUCAAAUGCUGAAUUGGCCGAAGACAUUUACGAUUAUUGGGAAAUAGAGUUCAAAGCAAAAGCAUUUCUUUAUAAACAAGUGCGGCGCAUUGUUGGCACAUUAAUCGCUGUUGCUACUGGUCGUAUCGAUGAGCAAUCUGUGUAUCAAAUGCUAACGAUCCCAUCGAAAAACUCUUGGGAUCAUCGCGUAUUGCUCUCACCACCAUUUGGCCUUUACCUAUGUCGUGUGCACUACGAUGAAAAAGAUUUAAAGUUGCCUACUAUUGUCAAUGAAAAUGAGUUUCCUCCAGCAGCUACAGACUAA
Bactrocera neohumeralis is the source of this 986-nucleotide messenger RNA. RefSeq names its product tRNA pseudouridine synthase-like 1. The transcript has 5 exons. Gene Ontology annotation, biological process: tRNA pseudouridine synthesis. Gene Ontology annotation, molecular function: RNA binding; pseudouridine synthase activity. Bases 12 to 986 code for a protein of 324 amino acids. NCBI's taxonomy places the organism in Eukaryota, Metazoa, Arthropoda, Insecta, Diptera, Tephritidae. The record is from RefSeq and is a predicted model, not a curated record.